AUGACCGUUAGACCAUCGAAGACGCUUAUUGAUAUGUACGGUGACAUCGGGAACAAAUUGUCCCUCGCCCAUCUACCUCCGUAUCAGACCGAGAUGGUACGGGCGGUAGCUCGUGAGGUUCGUGAUCUAGAGAAGGACAACGCGCGCACACUGGCCCCCUUCGAGGGGUCGUUCAAUCCCUCCGCGGAACCAGCGAUUGCAUGUGCACUGCUCGUCGAUCACCUCUGCAUGCGGCGCAACAAACGCUGUCUGCUCGCCUACCAUCGAGUCCGUACGGAAAAGCUUGAGGAGAUGUGUUGGAACGGCAUUGACGUGCUCGAGCAACAGCAGCCCGUGGAGUCUGAGGAGGGCCCGAUGAGCUCGCAAAGUGGUGGUCAGAGCUCUCUCAGCCCGGAAGAGGAGGAAUACUUCCGACAAUAUAGUGAUCUACUUGCUGCAUAUAAGGGUCAAUGGACCGAUAUCGAUUUAACGGGCAGCUUGGAGCCCCCGAAGGAUCUGUUUAUCGAUGUGCGUGUUCUCAAGGACGCAGGAGAGAUCCAGACAGAAUACGGGGCUAUCAAUUUGACCAAGAAUAGUCAAUUCUAUGUGCGACAGGGCGAUGUAGAACGAUUGAUCGCGCAAGGGUUCCUCCAACGACUGAGCUAA
This is a messenger RNA of Paecilomyces variotii, 645 nucleotides long. RefSeq names its product PSF1 domain protein. The transcript is spliced from 4 exons. Gene Ontology annotation, biological process: DNA strand elongation involved in mitotic DNA replication; DNA replication. Gene Ontology annotation, cellular component: GINS complex. The coding region runs from base 1 to 645 and encodes 214 amino acids. The record is from RefSeq and is a predicted model, not a curated record. NCBI's taxonomy places the organism in Eukaryota, Fungi, Ascomycota, Eurotiomycetes, Eurotiales, Thermoascaceae.